Messenger RNA from Seriola dumerili (greater amberjack), 818 nucleotides. RefSeq names its product trypsinogen-like protein 3. Gene Ontology annotation, biological process: proteolysis. The record is from RefSeq and is a predicted model, not a curated record. The transcript has 5 exons. Bases 27 to 791 code for a protein of 254 amino acids. NCBI's taxonomy places the organism in Eukaryota, Metazoa, Chordata, Actinopteri, Carangiformes, Carangidae. Gene Ontology annotation, molecular function: serine-type endopeptidase activity.
UACACGACAAAAACAAGAUAUACAGAAUGAAUCUUCUCCCUCUGAUGGUUGCUUUGGGGCUUGCAGGAGCGUCUCCCCUGAACUACGACAAGGUUUGCCAGCCUCACUCCAGACCCUGGCAGGUCUAUCUGCAUGGUAGAAGUGUAUCCUGCAGUGGAGCGCUCAUUGACAAAUGGUGGCUCGUAACCUCCUUUGAUUGUACACCCAUAUCCGACAGAACCAUUGCAUCCCUUGGGGAACAUGAUGUGACUGUGGUGGAGGGCACCGAGCAGCACAUUCCGAUUGCUGAUGUGAUCCAUCACAGCCCCUACCGCUCACCACUCCACAGCCUCACGAUGGUCCGUCUGUCCAGGCCGGCCCGCUUCAACCGGUACGUUCAGCCCAUCCCUCUGCCCAGUCGCUGCCCACAGCCUGGAGAGACCUGCUAUGUCAGCGGCUGGGGCUCCACCGUCCCAAAUCAAUAUGAGCCUCCUCAACGUCUGAAGUGUAUAACUGUGCCUGUUGUGGAUGACCAGACUUGUAUGAACACAUUCCCUGAGUUCCUGUACUGGAGCAUGGGCAUGGUCUGCGCUGGUCAAGUAUACACAGAUAACUGCAUGAAUAAUGAUGGCAGUGUGAUGGUCUGCGAUGGCCAGCUGCAGGGUCUGCAGUGGUUCAGCCAUGGCUGCAGGAACCCAGCUCACCCCACUGUCUACACCAAGAUGUGCAACUACAAUGACUGGAUCAAAGAUGUGAUGGACCGUUAUGCACCCACUCUGCCAACUGAAACCACUCCAAGGAUGAUGGCAUGAUGCAGCAGAGAGACACAUUUAUUCAGA